Molecule: messenger RNA, 1957 nt
Organism: Mesoplodon densirostris (Blainville's beaked whale)
Lineage: Eukaryota; Metazoa; Chordata; Mammalia; Artiodactyla; Ziphiidae
Gene: KPNA5
Product: karyopherin subunit alpha 5
Exons: 14
Coding region: 151-1761 (536 amino acids)
Biological process (GO): NLS-bearing protein import into nucleus
Cellular component (GO): nucleus; cytoplasm; nucleoplasm
Molecular function (GO): protein binding; nuclear import signal receptor activity
Source: RefSeq, a predicted model, not a curated record
GGGGCGCAGGAAGCCGCCAUCUUGAGUUGCGAGCCUGGUCUCUAGACUCAUCGCUAGGGGCGGAGUGGUGACCCCGCUGUUACCGCAGCAGACGCCGCAGCUGGGGACUGGAAAGUCAGAGCGCCGGAUAGUGCCACAUUAAUAGAUGCCAUGGCUAGUCCAGGGAAAGAUAACUAUAGAAUGAAAAGUUAUAAGAAUAAAGCCCUAAAUCCCCAAGAGAUGCGUAGACGAAGAGAAGAAGAAGGAAUACAGCUUCGAAAACAAAAAAGGGAAGAACAGUUAUUCAAACGCCGAAAUGUCUCUUUGCCCAGAAAUGAUGAAUCUAUGUUAGAAAACCCUAUCCAGGAUCCGGAUAUCAGUUCCACUGUACCCAUUCCAGAGGAAGAAGUUAUUACCACAGAUAUGGUUCAGAUGAUUUUUUCUAAUAAUGCUGAUCAACAACUAACAGCAACACAGAAAUUUAGAAAGCUGCUUUCUAAAGAACCUAAUCCACCAAUUGAUCAAGUUAUACAGAAACCAGGAGUUGUGCAGAGAUUUGUGAAAUUUCUUGAAAGAAAUGAAAAUUGUACAUUACAAUUUGAAGCUGCAUGGGCAUUAACUAAUAUAGCAUCUGGAACUUUUCUACAUACCAAAGUAGUGAUUGAAACUGGGGCUGUUCCAAUUUUUAUCAAACUUCUUAAUUCAGAGCAUGAAGAUGUUCAAGAACAGGCUGUUUGGGCACUUGGUAAUAUUGCUGGUGACAAUGCAGAAUGCAGAGAUUUUGUUUUGAAUUGUGAAAUACUUCCACCUCUUUUAGAGUUAUUAACAAAUCCAAACAGACUUACAACAACCAGAAAUGCAGUAUGGGCCCUCUCAAAUUUAUGUAGAGGAAAAAAUCCUCCUCCAAACUUUAGUAAGGUUUCACCUUGCUUAAAUGUCCUGUCACGAUUGUUGUUUAGCAGUGACCCAGAUGUAUUAGCAGAUGUGUGUUGGGCCCUUUCUUAUCUCUCAGAUGGAUCCAAUGAUAAAAUUCAAGCUGUCAUUGAUUCUGGAGUCUGUCGAAGAUUGGUGGAACUUUUGAUGCACAAUGAUUAUAAAGUUGUAUCACCUGCAUUAAGAGCAGUUGGUAAUAUUGUGACUGGUGAUGAUAUACAAACACAGGUAAUUUUGAAUUGCUUUGCAUUACCCUAUCUCUUACACUUAUUGUGUAGCUCAAAGGAGUCAAUCAGAAAAGAAGCCUGCUGGACUGUUUCAAACAUCACUGCUGGAAAUAGAGUUCAGAUUCAGGCUGUUAUAGAUGCAAAUAUUUUUCCUAUAUUAAUCGAUAUUCUUCAGAAAGCAGAGUUUCGCACCAGGAAAGAAGCAGCUUGGGCAAUAACUAAUGCGACAUCAGGAGGCACUCCAGAACAGAUAAGGUAUUUGGUAGCCUUAGGCUGCAUUAAACCACUUUGUGACCUGUUGACUGUUAUGGACUCUAAAAUAGUCCAAGUGGCUUUAAAUGGACUUGAAAAUAUUUUACGUCUUGGAGAACAAGAAUGUAAGCAGAAUGGAAUAGGCAUUAAUCCAUACUGUGCCCUCAUUGAAGAAGCAUAUGGCCUGUAUAAAAUCGAAUUUCUGCAAAGCCAUGAAAAUCAGGAAAUUUACCAAAAGGCUUUUGAUCUGAUUGAACAUUACUUUGGUGUAGAAGAUGACGACUCCAAUAUUGUACCUCAAGUGGAUGAAAACCAACAACAGUUUGUAUUUCAGCAGCAGGAAGCACCAAUGGAAGGGUUUCAACUUUAACUUGGUAGGAGGAAAAAUUAAUGGCUAAAAAGGGUAGCUUCAGAUAUCUCCCCUUUCUUGAAAUGUCAUUAGGAAUAUUUGAUGUGUUUUUAUGUAGAACAAAAAAGAAAGACGUUAAUGCACUUUUAAAAAGCAAAACAAAACAAAAGUUUCCAUCCAUAUACAACCUUUUAUUAUAGUUUUGUUGUUAUUUUGG